UUGGCCGCUUUCGGUCAUGUGACCAAAACAGAAUCAUGGCUGCCAGCGCUGCAGUCCGGUCGAGCAUGGGGCUGACUUUGAGACUUUCUCGAAGUAUACCGGACUGUAGCAUAUGUCACCUCUACAAGUUAAAGACCUGUGUGACCAGCGUGGGUAGUUUACAAAGGAGGGGUUCCUUUGAUAGUUUCCGGACCAUAAAUCGACACUUGCAGACGAGUAUAGGUCUUUACCACAGUGAGGAGGGGAGCUCCAAUGCAGAGGACCCGGAUGAUGUGGUGAAUGUGGUGUAUAUAGAUCGGUCUGGCCAGAGGAUCCCAGUUAAGGCCAAAGUGGGAGAUAAUGUCAUGUAUCUGGCUCAGAAGCAUGGAAUUGAACUUGAAGGAGCCUGUGAGGCAUCACUGGCCUGCUCAACAUGUCACGUCUAUGUGAGUGCUUCCCAUUAUGAUAAACUGCCAGAACCUGAAGAGAGGGAGGAUGACAUGCUGGACAUGGCGCCCAUGCUUCAGGAGAACUCCCGGCUGGGAUGUCAGAUCAUUCUCACUUCAGAGCUUGAGGGCAUGGAGCUCACCUUGCCCAAAGUCACCAGGAACUUCUAUGUGGACGGCCAUGUUCCCAAACCUCAUUGAGAAGAGGAGGAGAUGAUGAAAAUUGGAGAAAAAUAAGUUGUGGUGCUGCGAGCUAGACACCUUGUGUGCUGGUUGAGUGAGGGGGCGACCAUGAAGAGAUGCACGGCUAGGAUAGUCAAGUCCGUAGCAACUCCUUAGGCUUCUUGCUGGCUGACAAAUUCCACAGUUAACCAAUGACAAGACAAGCCUGCAGAUAUCAGGCAGAGUCAGACACUAUACGAUUCCCACUGAAGGUGAAAUUAAUGGUUACUUACAUAAAAAACUGUGAUGAUGAAGUAUUUAUCCAAGUGGAGUGUUAUCAGGCCAGCAUCAAGAUGCCAUUCAAUCUCACAAACUGUUCUUUGUUAAAACACCAGACAAUUUAAGAGACAUGUCAUGUUUGUUUUAUACACUGCAGAGAAAGUUUUAACAAAGUUCAUCUUUGUGCCGUUUAAUGGAACAUUCCGUUACAGCUCAUAUACGCACAAGUAUCACAAGCUGAUGUCCUUAGUCAUUUCUGCCAGUCCAUCAUUGUCACUCUGAUUCACUUGUCAGAAAAUGCAAGCAUAGCAUUUAUUUUCAUUUCUAUGUACCAAGUUAAUUUGUGUUUGUGUUGUGAUAGCUUUUCAGCACCCACUGAAUAUAGUUGGCCCCAAGUCAUAAGCCUCAAAAAUAUUAUUUUCUGCAUGGUACUAAAGUCCGACACAGAAGAAUAAGAAGCCAUAUGUUAUUAUAAAGUGUAUUUGCAAAAAAAUAAUUUAGUUGCCUGAAGCUUAAAGGAUGGGCUCUCAACAGAGUAAAUCAGAAUUUAGACUUAAAUUGUAUCCACUAUAAAGAUUGCAAAACAUUCAGGCUAAUUGUUUAAAAAGGUGUCCAAUGGGAAAUUAAUUUUAAAGCACUUCCUUUCUGGUGCCAGUGAUUAAGGCUUGAUUAGUUGAUCUGGUUCAGGUGUGCUUUGAUCCAGAGCAGAGUCCGUUUUGACUCUGGUGGGCUUCAUGUUACCAUGGAAUAAGUUUACCACCUCUACCCUUUACUUAAGUCUACUGUACUUGUCCUUACGCACAAAUGUAAGUCAACUGUAUAUAUCGUGUCUUGAAAUUAAAUAUUUAAAGUUGUGCAAUAAAACAAGUUUUAAACAGUUA
Messenger RNA from Sander lucioperca (pikeperch), 1747 nucleotides. RefSeq names its product ferredoxin 2 (gene fdx2). Gene Ontology annotation, biological process: P450-containing electron transport chain; positive regulation of oxidoreductase activity. Gene Ontology annotation, molecular function: 2 iron, 2 sulfur cluster binding. Gene Ontology annotation, cellular component: mitochondrion. The record is from RefSeq and is a predicted model, not a curated record. NCBI's taxonomy places the organism in Eukaryota, Metazoa, Chordata, Actinopteri, Perciformes, Percidae. The transcript has 5 exons. Bases 36 to 626 code for a protein of 196 amino acids.